CACAUGACAACACUAACGUGGAACUGCCAUAAACAACGCAAAGCCGGAAAAUGAUUAAAUAACACAUCUCAACCAAAACCAAACUACCAACUGCGAAUAACACAGCACAGGCACGCAAAAAGAAAUCGGAGGAAUCCGUGAUCGGGGGAAAGACAAUGACUACGUCAGCCAUAUCAUCCACCGCCGCUGCUGCUGUAAACACCACACAAGAUGAUCUUGUUUUUCUCGACGAACAAGAAACAGACAGUCUGUCUUAUUGGGAAUUUAUUAACCCAUCUGAUGCCGAUUCCGAUACAGAAUCUCUACAUAGUCUCGAAAAUGGCUUUGUUUCGUGGUAUGCCUUAUCUGCCCCUCCAUCGUUAAAAUCUAAAAUUCCGAAUCAGGAAAUUGAGACCCAAGAGGCAAUUCAAGACCAAGAUCUUGUAGAUGAUGUGAAUUGUUGCGAUGAUAAUGUCAAUUAUUAUCAAGGUAGUGUAGGGCCUAUAAUUUUCCCUGUUGUGGGUUAUGGGAUUGAGGAAGACGAGGAGAAAGAAGAGGAAGAGGAAGACGAAGAGGAAGAGGAAGAUGGGUAUGGGCUGGAUGAUGAGCUUGUGCCAUGGCAAGUGAGUGGGAAAUUAGGGAGACAGAGGAUGAGGAAAUUGGGGAAGAGGGUUUUUGCUAAAAUGGCAAAUUCAAAGAGGAAUCCUUAUUCUUUUGUGAAACCAGGGUGUGUUCGUGGUAAGCACGGUCUGGGAAUCAUGGCAUGAAGAAAAAGGAGAAGAAGGAGCUUUGUUUGAAGGUAAUGUGGGGAAAAUCUGGUAUUGAAAUAAGGUUUUCUCCAUUAAUAUAUUUUAUCUUUUGUGGUGGUUUAGGUGUAAUUAUUGGAAUUUGAAUAGGCUUAAUUCAAGGUUUUUAGGUUAUGUUGAUUGGAUGACUUGACAGUGGAUGUUAUCAAAUGACUUAUUUUAUCUCAAUGUCCAUAGAUUUUAACCCAAUGAUCCAUUUGAUUUCUUUGUGCCUUUGAUUGGAUUUACUAUUGAUUUGAUAGUUGGGUUUA
Molecule: messenger RNA, 1036 nt
Organism: Jatropha curcas
Lineage: Eukaryota; Viridiplantae; Streptophyta; Magnoliopsida; Malpighiales; Euphorbiaceae
Source: RefSeq, a predicted model, not a curated record